Paramuricea clavata is the source of this 339-nucleotide messenger RNA. The record is from the annotation of a GenBank genome assembly. NCBI's taxonomy places the organism in Eukaryota, Metazoa, Cnidaria, Anthozoa, Malacalcyonacea, Plexauridae.
AUGGAUAACAGCGCUCAUAAGCAGGAACUUCUGGAAAUGGUGGAAAAUAUUCUCAAGAAAAUAGAUCUGUUGCCCUUACACCCCAAGUACAAAUUGGAACUCUAUCAAUUUUACUUAAUGUCGAAAAUUUCCUGGCAUUUAACUAUUGCCGAUAUUGAAAAGACCUGGAUAAAAGAAAAUUUAGACAACUUGUGUCAUAAUAAGUUACGUAGAUGGCUAGAGAUUCCUCCCAAUGGUACUCUUGACAUUGUUCUCUUAGCGAAAACAAAGUUUGGCUUGAAUGUUAUUGAUGUUUCCACUAAGCAUGCUCAGUGUCAGCCACUGUCAGGUAUCUUUUAG